Molecule: messenger RNA, 2011 nt
Organism: Diaporthe batatas
Lineage: Eukaryota; Fungi; Ascomycota; Sordariomycetes; Diaporthales; Diaporthaceae
Exons: 6
Coding region: 206-2011 (601 amino acids)
Biological process (GO): transmembrane transport
Molecular function (GO): transmembrane transporter activity
Source: RefSeq, a predicted model, not a curated record
CUGGCCGGCCCUGUUCAUCGCCGAUAAAAAUCCCCACGAGAGUCUGGACUCUGCUGGGACUUUUGCGGCCUAGAACCCGAUCUGUCGAACAAGUGAUUCGAUCUCUUACAUAGACUCUCUUGCUGCCCCAUGAGUAGCCAGAAUCGGUUUCUGCUUCCCUUCCCUCUCUGCCGAGACCAGAAAGGCCCUGCUCUGUCCUCAAGCCAUGGCAAAUGCUGGACUUGCUGAGCCGGGGAGGACCCCCUCCCUCGUUCCACCCAACCUACCAGCAGCUGCCGUUGAUUCCCAAGCGACUGCCGGUCAGGAUCCAUCCGUCGGGCACACAAGCAAUCAGCCCGCCGUUGAUCUGUCCGGGGAAAGACCCGCAGACUCCCAAAAGGGGUUUACAGGCGCGGUGCCGAGCCAUGCCGACAUUGAGGACCCCGAGCCGGACCCGGAAGCCCUUACCCGAACGACUAGUGGCCCGGUCUAUUCCGUCUUCUCAAGUCGCAUGAAAAAAUGGAUCAUUGGCGUUGUGACCUUGACGUCUUUCAUUUCGCCCAUGACAGCUAAUAUCUACUUCCCGGCCCUAAACCCCAUCGCCGAGGAGCUGCACGUCUCUGUGAGCUUGAUCAAUCUCACAUUGACGACAUACAUGAUUUUUCAGGGUAUCGCACCAACCAUGUUUGGUGACUUUGGGGAUAUGGCCGGCCGGCGCCCGGCUUUUAUUGUUGCUGUGCUUAUCUACAUUGUCGCCAACCUCGGCCUUGCCCUGCAGAAUAAUUACGCUGCCCUCUUGAUCCUCCGAAUGGUCCAAAGUGGUGGCAGCAGCGGCACGUUAGCUUUAGGGUAUGCUGUCGUUGCUGAUAUAGCUACCAGCUCUGAGAGGGGCAAGUAUAUGGGUGUUGUUGGUGCAGGCAUCAACGUUGGACCAUCAUUAUCACCAGUGAUCGGCGGCUUGCUCUCUCAGUAUCUCGGAUGGCGUGCCAUCUUUUGGUUCUGUUUCAUAUUUGCCUGCUUCGUCUUCGUGCUCUACACGCUGAUGGUUCCGGAGACAUGCCGCACCAUUGUGGGCAAUGGCUCUGUGACGCCAACCGGUUUCAACAUGACGGCAAUCGCCUGGCUGUCUCAGAAACGACGCCAGAGGAAACAACAGAAGGCAGGCGGCGGCACACAGAGUGUUGUCGUCCAUCUCAAUGAGGACGGCACCGUGCGACAAAAGCCAAAGCUCCGAUUCCCCAAUCCUCUACGAGCUCUAGCAGUUGUUUUCGACAAGGGUGUUGGCCUCAUCAUUUUCUACAACUCUUUGCUCUACCUCAUGUUCAUCACCUCCGUGGCAACGCUAUCCACGCAGUUCAAAGAAAAGUAUGGUUAUGAUGACCUGGAGAUAGGCUUGUGUUACCUGCCCUAUGGAGCAGGUUGUUUCGCCGCAGCUAUUGGCCAGGGCUACAUGCUGGACUGGUACUACCGCCGAAUCGCCAAGAAGAUCGGCUUCAGUAUCGACAAGAAGCGCGGUGAUGACCUGUCUAACUUUCCCAUCGAGAAGGCCAGGAUCAUGCCUGCCUACUUCUUCAUAGGCGUCGGCCUCGUGGCCGUCAUCAUCUACGGCUGGGUCCUCGAGCUCCGGCCAUCCGUCGCCGCGCCGUUGUGCCUCCAUUUCGUGAUAGGGCUGUGCAUCACCGGAUCGUUCGGAAUCCUGAACACGCUCAUCGUGGACCUGAGCCCGGAGGCGCCGGCCACCGCGGUCGCGGCUAACAACUUUGUCCGCUGCGAGAUGGGCGCCGCCGCGACGGCCGUCAUCGACCUCAUGAUCUCGGGCAUGGGCACGGGCUGGUGCUUCACCUUCUUCGCGCUGCUGGGCGUCGUCUGCCUUCCGAUACUGUGGGCGGAGGGGAAGUACGGGAUACAGUGGAGGCAGGAGAAGAGGCUGAGGAGAGAGAAGAAGCUUAUUGAGAAGCGGGACAGGAAAGAACGCAAGGAGAUGGAGAAGGCGGCUGCGGCCGUGCAGAGGGAAACGCAACAGGAUUCAUGA